ACGCAUUGACUGCGUAGCGCUUCUCUCGUCUGACACACACACUUUUCAUGUUCAAGCUGUACAGAGUGUACUUGCUGUAUCUACAGACCUGGAAAUAACCGGUGAGUGGAAGUUCACAUAACGACAUGAAGACCUUGACCCCUCUCACGCUGCUUGCAUUCCUAUGGCUGUCAAGGAAAGUCACCGGCUUUUCUCAAAGUUUCUUUGUGCGCAUUUCCGAUACCGACAGAUCCUUCACUUCCGGUACUGUCAUAGGGACAAUGAACGUACCCAGUCGUAGUAAUUGCAUCACAGAAUGCCUUCGCAUUGGGAGCUGCCUCGCAGUCAACAUUGGACCGGAAGCAGAUAAUGCCGUCACGUGUGACCUUCUGUCUGACAUCCCAGUCUCCCCUAUGAGGAACCUGACUGUUACACCAGGGAUUGACUACUUUGAAAAGACAUGUCAGACGAUGUUUUAUCCCACGAUGGCGACAGUAUAUCUGACUGAAGGAUACAAGGUCGUCCAGAACUCCAUCCUCAUCGACGACAACCGCGGCAGGACGUACGUCUUCAACCUUUCCGAUACUUACGAAACAUCCAGCCUUGAGUAUGAAAGCACGGGAAGCAGUUCAGACCAGAGGCAGAGCAUGGCUGGUAUUAUAUUGGCGGACGGAGUGCGGGAAGUCAGUGUGAUUGAUGGUAUGGUACGCUGCCUCCAUCACCCAUAUUCUGACUCGCCUCCUACACCUUGUUCUGGUCUGAAACCCGUGACGUCCAUCUUUGGAACUGAUGACAUCAACGCUCUCCUGCAACGGUAUGACGGCAACGUGCUUCUCGGCUUCGGUCAUUCCCAGGUGACCAUGGUAAAUGUCACCCUCAACGAAACCUGGCCAGUUGUAGGUACCAUCGACCUGUCUCCAGGCAACCAGACACCCGGAUGGACAGACAUACCCCGGGGAGUGGUUGCGGCUGCAUGGUUCGUCAAACAACCAAAUUCUUUCAGCACUGCAAUCUUGAUAACCCGACACUACUACGUCGUGUACGACUUCGUCAACGACGCCAUUCUGAAGAGAGGCCACCUGUGUCCCGUCAUCGUGUCCUAGGCUGCAGCGUUGAAGCUGUCCACUGCACAUGACGUCCAACUGCAGAAGUUGUAUGACCAUUUUGGUGACGCGCUUUCCGUCCACCCUUUGUCCUCUAACACAACAAAGAUAGUAAGAAGUAACACGUCCUAAGUUCCUGUCCUGUAAAUAAUAAAAAUCUAAUAUGUUUAUGCCUCAAAAAAGAGAAACGGAUGAACUGGAACUGUGUAUCAUUUAACUGUUACCAUUAUGUGCACUUUAAUAUGGUCAGUUUUUCUCAAUAACUGCUGUACCCAGCUUGUUGAUACUUCUCGUAUGUAUUUGUGAUCAUUCUUCAAUUUUCGGGAGCCUUAUAUCAUGUACGCGAGAAAUGCCCGAUGCCAUAAUUGUAAAUGUUGCUGUGUUUGGCCGCAAUGCUCCAGCGUGGCUUGGCUAUUGCCUUUCACUCACAUUUUUGGUAUUAUUCUACCCGCACAAAUCACUUCCGAUACUUUUGCGUUUUGGUCUUUCUUUGUAGAGGAUAUUUGAAAAGUUAACCAUAUUUUGUUGCCCGUGAAAACCAACCGUAUAUUGAUGGUAGCACUAUUUUGGUGAAGAAAGAUAGCUUCGACGGAAGCACUGUCAAGGCAUUUUUCCUUUGACCCCAUUUUGAGUCUUCAUGUCAGUAACAUAACUGAUGAGGCAAAGGCUUUCGCACGUCCAGAUUGGAUACUAAUCGUCGGUCGUGCGUUUUGUUGACCAAAUCUCGGUAAGUUGAUUACGC
This is a messenger RNA of Haliotis rubra (blacklip abalone), 1824 nucleotides long. RefSeq lists its product as uncharacterized. The transcript has 4 exons. The record is from RefSeq and is a predicted model, not a curated record. The coding region runs from base 126 to 1082 and encodes 318 amino acids. NCBI's taxonomy places the organism in Eukaryota, Metazoa, Mollusca, Gastropoda, Lepetellida, Haliotidae.